Xyrichtys novacula (pearly razorfish) is the source of this 478-nucleotide messenger RNA. The record is from the annotation of a GenBank genome assembly. Lineage: Eukaryota; Metazoa; Chordata; Actinopteri; Labriformes; Labridae.
AUGUCUUUGGAGUCUGUCCUCUAUGAUCCAGUAAUCAGUAUUACCGUCAUUAUCUCUCUUUUCUGUGCUGCUGAAUAUGCAGGGGAUCCCACCACCUGCGUCAAGAACACUGCUUCAGCAUCUUUGAUCAACUGUCUCCUAAGAGAAAAAGGCAUCGACUACAAAACCUUGCACCUCAUUGACCCAAAGUGCAAAGGCAAACUGGACGACGGAAUGGUGACCUUUGAAUUUAGUGGCAGUGAAAUGUGUGGCGCUGUAGUCACGGUGAGUUCUGUCCUUAGUCCUGUACUGUUGGAUCUCCCCUGUGCUCCUGCUCGUCUCUGGUUUGAAGUGUUUCUGUCAGUGAGGCUUCAGCAGUGCAGAUUUGUAUUCAAGUAACAUGUGGUUUCCUGUGAUCAUGCAGGACGAAGCCAAACAAGUGGUCUACAAGAACACCAUCAUGGCCCCACCGGAGAGAUCGAUCGUCAAGGCAGCGUAA